UGUUCAACAAAUCUCUAUGCCCUCGUCACAAUCCUCAUAUUGGAAAAUCUAUUACAAAAUACUUGUUUUUUUUUGACUCUUUUUUUUUAUUUAUCUUUUUUACAUACCUACCCAUAUCAUCUUCAAGUAUCAGCAAACUAUUGGGACAAUGCUACAACUAGUCUAAAUCUGGGAAUAAAAAUUAGGAACAUUCAUCCUACAAAUCACCAUGUCUUUUGAUGGUGAUUUUCUUUGAUCAUCUUCCAUGGCUAAAAUUCUCUCAAAUCUCAAUUCUUUUUCACUACCCAUUACUGGUCUUCAUCUCCUUUUAAUCUUUCUCCAUUCUCUCUUAUAAAAUUAAAUAAAUCCCCCAAAUUAUUGGAAGAAUCAAACCGACAUACAUCAUCUACUCAAAUCUAUCGUUCUUACUUCAUCUUUCUUAAUUUUGCAAAAUCACCAAUUGGGUUUUUCUCAGAAUACAGAAAAGAUCAAACCCUUUUCUUCAAAUUUAGAAAUAAGGGUGAAUUCUUUUUGAGAAUCAGUGGAAAAAUCCGUUAUAAGAUAUGGCUUCUGUGUUGAUUUACCAUGUCGUGGGUGAUUUGACGGUUGCGAAACCUGAAUUGGUGGAGUUUUUAGAAACUGAGACGGUGGAAUCUGCGAUUAAAGCGAUUGGAGAGUCAACUGAGGGAGGAAUUCCAGUUUGGAGAAGGAAAUCUCAAAUGGGUAUGAUUGAAAAUAGUGAAAUGCGGCUACAAAGAUUUGUGGGUAUUCUUAAUCCAUUAGAUAUUGUGGCUUUUUUAUCCAAAGAUUGGUGCUUGCAAGAUCAAGAGAAAGCAAUGAAAACCCCAGUCUCUGAGGUUAUUGUUCCUAAUAAUUUCCUUCUUAAGGAAGUGGAUCCUGCUACAAGAUUGAUAGAUGCUUUGGAAAUGAUGAAACAAGGCGUGAAGCGUCUUCUUGUACCAAAGAGCGUGGUUUGGAAAGGUGUGAGCAAGAAGUUCUCAAUCCUUUACAAUGGAAAAUGGCUUAGAAACAUAGAAACCGGGAACAGCACUAAUAGUCUUUCAAAUCUCAAUCGGCCUUCCUCAUCUACCACUAUUAGCAAAACAAAGUAUUGUUGUCUCUCUAGAGAAGAUGUUGUCCGUUUUCUCAUUGGUUGCCUUGGAGCUCUUGCUCCUAUUCCUCUCUCGUCCAUCUCCUCGCUUGGAGCCAUCAACUCUCAUUAUUCCUCCAUUGAAGCCUCCCUCCCUGCCGUUGAAGCCACCAAGAAGCUACCUUAUGACCCAAGUGCUGUAGCAGUCGUAGAGCCCACUUCUGACAAUCAACAUAAAAUCAUAGGCGAAAUAUCCGCUUGCAAGCUAUGGAAAUGUGAUUACUUAGCUGCUGCUUAUGCUUUGGCCAAUCUUUCCGCCGGACAGUUUGUUAUGGGGGUGGAAGAUAAUGUAACUCCAAGGUCGGUUCCUGAUAUCGGGGCAAAUUCAACUUUUAAAGGAGAUAAUAGUUCAAACAAUGGUAGUGGUGCAGUGAGGCUUAGGAGGUUUAGCAGCAGAAGCAUCGGAUUCUUCGGAAGUGCUGUUAGCCCUAAUUCGGGGCAUUCUAGAAGUAUGUACCGUGGAAGAAGCGCUCCUCUGACGUGCCGGAGUACAAGCUCUUUAGCUGCAGUUAUGGCUCAGAUGCUCUCGCAUCGGGCAACCCAUGUGUGGGUAACCGAAGGUGAAGAUGAUGUUUUAGUCGGCGUUGUCGGGUAUGGAGAGAUUUUGCAUGCUGUGACUAAUCGACCAGCUUCAUCAACCGUGCCUUCAAAUUAGUAUGUUUUGGACACUCGUCAGAAUCUGCACAUUACAAGGUUUUGCUCUGAUACUGUCCUACUUAAGUUAUCUCCCUGUAUAUGAACUUAUGUUGUAUGUGCCUUCAAAUUGGUUAGAAGUUCGGUAAGGUGUUCAAUCAUGUCGUUGUUGAGUAUGUGCGUUUUUUUUGCCGUUAUGCUUGCUGAGGAUCGGGUUUUCUAUUGUUUAAGUACAUUUAUCAAAUAAGAGUUAUAAAGCUUCUCGUUAUUUGUUGAGCGUUAACUCGUAAAACUUGUAAGUCUUGUUUGCAUUAUCUUGUUCAUCCUGACGAUUGUAUUUUCGAGUAUGUUGAGCAGUUACUCUAUCUUUGAUAGCUUGAUUUGA
Amaranthus tricolor (Joseph's coat) is the source of this 2147-nucleotide messenger RNA. RefSeq names its product CBS domain-containing protein CBSX6. Bases 543 to 1784 code for a protein of 413 amino acids. The record is from RefSeq and is a predicted model, not a curated record. The transcript is spliced from 2 exons. NCBI's taxonomy places the organism in Eukaryota, Viridiplantae, Streptophyta, Magnoliopsida, Caryophyllales, Amaranthaceae.